AUGAGGAGUGAUGCUGUGAGACUAUUUUGUUCCGGUAGUAACUUAUAUCAAAUUAGAGCCAGCUGCUUAUGGGAUAAGGUUCGAAGCAGGAGUGAGAAGGUUCCCUGGCAUCGCCUUGUGUGGUUUCCUGGCCACAUUCCAAAUUUUUCACUGAUCUCUUGGAUGGCAAUCUUGGAUAGAUUGCCUACUAAGAACAGGUUAGCCAGGUUUGGUAUUGUUACAAACAGUGUUUGUAGACUGUGUAGCUCUGGCCUUGAGUCUCGAAGUCACCUCUUCUCUGAAUGCUCUUAUGCAAGUGAAGCUUGGUGUGCUAUCUUGCUGCUAUGUGGACUUUACCAUGUACCUACUGGUUGGAACGAUCUUCUGCAUUGGUUAUUGCUAAACCUGAAAGGUAAAUCAUUGCUGGUGCAUAUCCUCAAGUUGGGUUGGACUGACUUUAUCUAUUGCAUUUGGGAGGAACGGAAUCGUAGACACUUUAGAGGGAUGCAUUGCUCGGUUGACACAGUUAUUGGUAGCGUUAAAGAAUCAUGA
This is a messenger RNA of Hibiscus syriacus, 531 nucleotides long. RefSeq lists its product as uncharacterized. The coding region runs from base 1 to 531 and encodes 176 amino acids. NCBI's taxonomy places the organism in Eukaryota, Viridiplantae, Streptophyta, Magnoliopsida, Malvales, Malvaceae. The record is from RefSeq and is a predicted model, not a curated record. The transcript has a single exon.